AUGGCUCAGAGCUCCAGUACUCGAUUCACUGGUGAAGAGGUUUUAGAUAUUCUGAUGGAUGAUGACGAUGAAGAACUUUUGAAUGAAUUCUGUUUUGAAGGUAGUGAUGAUGAAUAUUCAGACGAUGAGGAAUCUAUCAGAGCUGACACAAUUCAAUGGUCAACAGAGCUCAAGGAAAUCAACAUAAAAGAGUUCAUACCGUAUGACAAACCUCAUGGUCCAGCUGAUAACAUAACUUCAUACUCACUGCUUGAUCUAUUUUACCUUUUCUUCACACAUGACAUUCUCAAAUAUCUAGCUGACCAGACAAACCUCUAUGCUUAUGCCUGUUUAGGAGAAUAUUAUGAAUCAUGGGAUAAGGUAACAGCAGAUGAAAUAAGAGCUUACAUGGGUUUUAUGAUAUUGAUGGGUCUUGUUCAGCUACCUGCUUUAUGUGAUUACUGGCGUAAGGAUUCGACAUUCCAUUACGAGCCAAUUGCUAGUAGGAUUAGUCGGAGACGAUUUCUUGAUAUUUCAUCGUUUUCUUCAUUUUGUUGA
Messenger RNA from Gigantopelta aegis, 537 nucleotides. RefSeq lists its product as uncharacterized. The record is from RefSeq and is a predicted model, not a curated record. The transcript has 2 exons. The coding region runs from base 1 to 537 and encodes 178 amino acids. NCBI's taxonomy places the organism in Eukaryota, Metazoa, Mollusca, Gastropoda, Neomphalida, Peltospiridae.